Messenger RNA from Linum tenue, 564 nucleotides. The record is from the annotation of a GenBank genome assembly. NCBI's taxonomy places the organism in Eukaryota, Viridiplantae, Streptophyta, Magnoliopsida, Malpighiales, Linaceae.
CACAUUUGAACAUCUCUUUCGUAAUCAAUUUCCCAGCAUUUUAUUUUUUCGAUUCUGACUAGGGUUUGGGCGAGUGGGUUCCCCCGAAGAUCAAAAUCAAAGAAUUUUUAAAAGUUCUCUCGACAUGACUGGUGGAGGGAUGAUGAAGUUCUUGAGCCCGAAGGUUCGUCUCCAAGCCACCGAGAUCCAGUCCUUGGCCUUUUGGGGCGCGGCAGCCGGCGCCGGCGCUAUCUAUCUCACUCAGCCGUUUAAUUGGAUUAGGAAGACAUUUUUCGAGAAGGAAUUGGAUGAAGGGAAGUGAGAAGGCGGCUGGAUUCGAAUUUUUCGGGGAAAAUUUUCUGUGGUCUUCUUGUUAGGUUGGUUUUAGAGAUGAGAGAAUUAACCCCAGGGGUUGGACGCAAUAAUGUUCUGUGUUUUUUUGGGUCUGACAAAGUGUCUGUUGAGGCCGCCAUUGCAUACUGGUCUUAUUCUUAUGUGACCCUUGAGUUUAUAUCAAAUCGCACUUUACUGUUUCUGGAAUACGAGCUUUACCCUUUUUUUGCUGAAAGCCUAGUCAUUUGCUGA